Ilex paraguariensis (yerba mate) is the source of this 336-nucleotide messenger RNA. NCBI's taxonomy places the organism in Eukaryota, Viridiplantae, Streptophyta, Magnoliopsida, Aquifoliales, Aquifoliaceae. The record is from the annotation of a GenBank genome assembly.
AUGAUGAGGUAUCAAUUAGAGGUGAUAAGAGCAAUCGUGGAGGUUAGAUGGUGGGAUAAGGGUGGUGAUUGUUGUGUUGGUUGUUAUGAUGGCAAUGACGAGAUAGUGCUGAUGGUGGCAGUCAUGGCUAUUACUCUAGAGACAAUAGGGGUGAUGGGCAAUUGGGGUGCAAAAUGGAUUGAGAUCAAAAUAUCUGAGGGGAAGAGGAAAUGUGACCUUAGGAAGAAGCUCUACAAGGCUGGCACCUCUCUUUCUCCCGAGGUUGGUAUGUCGGGGAGACCAAAAGAGCUACUAGGUCCCACUCAAAGCCUUAUUGCUAACAAUGUAGAGAUCUGA